AUGGAGAUUCAGACGCCGAUGUUGCACCAUAAUCCAUAUGACAUUGUGAAAAGUGAGCCGCCAUCUACACCCAAAGCUUUGAUCAAGAGUUCAUAUUUGGAAAACACACCAGAAAUGGUGUUUGGAAGUUUUCCUCUUCACUCUGGCUUUUGCACACAAGUUGUUGGUCCCGAUCCGCUGAACAAUAACAAUCAACCAAAAACAAAUGCUAAUGGGCGAGCGUUAGCGGCAGACCGCAAGCGACCGUAUCCAUGUAACCUGUGUAGUUCGAAGUUUGGAUCAAAAAUGGAGCUGGAAGAACACCAAAAUUCUCACACUGGGAUGAAACCAUUCGAAUGUGAUACUUGCAAUGCAAGGUUCAACCGACGAUCUACCCUAUGGAAUCACAAAAGAAUACACUCCGAUGCCAAGCCAUUUGUGUGUACAGUAUGCCAAAUGACGUUCAAAUGGAAGAAUAGUUUAAAGUGUCAUAAGGAUAUGCAUCAACGGAAAAAUGAGGUCUCAAGUCAUUUGGAUAACGAUCUUCGACAGCUGACAUACGCUACUGCUGCAAAGAGGAAGCUUCAGCAGGAGCAAGAAGAGAAUGGAGGUCUUCCAGCGACAUCUACAACCUCUUCUAUAUCACAUCCGCUAAUAACGACGACUUCAGGAAAUAAGAAGCGGUCCAAGGCGUUUAAGAAAAAUAACAAUAAUAACAACAACAACUCUUUGGCGGCUACUAUGAGCCAAGUUCAUCUUGGAGCAAACAUUCAGCCACUGCAGGCCAGUGCUCUUGUACCUCCAAGUGAUCAUCAGAUCGACUUAGAUACCACUUCAUUAGACUCGUUGAUGCAGAGUCAGAAUCAGAAUAUUCUUAUGCAACUUUAUGGUUACGCCGAUGACCGUCACAAUGGAGGUAUGCUUGCGCUGGACGAUACCAUGCUUUCCAACCUAAGCGACUCAAAAUCAGACUCCGGCUCUUCAUCAGGUGCCCUAAGCAUUCAACUGCAAAUGCCAAUUAAUAUGCUCAACUUCCGAGGACUUGGAGCACAACAGUUGCCACCUGUGCAUCAUCUCUCGUCCACCCAACCAUCGGUGUCUUCUGGCAUGGACUACUCCAAUGUGAACCAACACGAGUCGAGAUACAUCGUCGCUGGACAGGAGAUGAUGUUGGGACAUCCAACCUACCACAAUGGAGCAUUCGCCUCUUCCGAGAAGAAUGGUCAAUCUCACAACAACCAAUUUGCCAUUGACAACUGCGUGUUGCUUCCAUCCUCAAGACAAGACUACCAGCCAUUUGAGUACAUGAUCAAUCAACCAUAUGGAAUAAUGUCCGAGCAAGUUCAUGAGCAAGCCGUCCCUGCACAGCAGCAACAGCAGCAGCAACCACAACACUAUCCAGAAGCAGUUCAUGCGCACGGAAAGACAGUACCACACGAGCAGUGGUAA
This is a messenger RNA of Caenorhabditis briggsae, 1428 nucleotides long. Gene Ontology annotation, molecular function: RNA polymerase II transcription regulatory region sequence-specific DNA binding; DNA-binding transcription factor activity, RNA polymerase II-specific. NCBI's taxonomy places the organism in Eukaryota, Metazoa, Nematoda, Chromadorea, Rhabditida, Rhabditidae. The coding region runs from base 1 to 1428 and encodes 475 amino acids. Gene Ontology annotation, cellular component: nucleus. The record is from RefSeq and is a predicted model, not a curated record. The transcript has 6 exons. Gene Ontology annotation, biological process: regulation of transcription by RNA polymerase II.